CUUUCAUUUAAUAAUUCCACCCUCCUGAAACCAACAAAAAAAGAAAAAAAGAAGAAAAAAUUCCACUUUAAAUACCCUUCAAAACCACCCUAAAAGCCCACAAAUUUCUCUUCAUGCAUUUGUUUCCCAAGAAAAUGAAGUUCCUGCAUCUACUUACUUGGCUUCUUGUUCUCACCUCCUUUCUUGAGCUCUCUUCGAGUGCUCCAGGUUUAUGCAGGUCUAAAUGUAAAAAGAGAUGUGCAAAAGCUGGGGUGCAAGAUCGUUGCAUGAAGUACUGUGGGAUAUGUUGUGCAAAAUGCGGGUGUGUGCCAUCCGGAACUUAUGGGAAUAAACAUGAAUGCCCUUGCUAUGGCAACAUGAAGAACUCCAAGGGCAAACCCAAAUGUCCUUAAUUACUUAAUUUCUUGCCUUUUCCCUAAGUUCUAUGCUCUAUAUGGGCCUUUUUAAGUUCAA
Messenger RNA from Benincasa hispida (wax gourd), 453 nucleotides. Its product is annotated as peamaclein-like. The record is from RefSeq and is a predicted model, not a curated record. Lineage: Eukaryota; Viridiplantae; Streptophyta; Magnoliopsida; Cucurbitales; Cucurbitaceae.